GACAGAGGCAGGAUGUUGGAGUCCUAUGUCACGCCCCUGUUGAUGACCUACGUGAACAAAUACAUCAAGAACCUGAAGCCCUCUGACCUGCAGCUGUCGCUAUGGGGAGGAGACGUAGUACUGAGCAAGCUGGAGCUGAAGCUGGAUGUCCUGGAGCAGGAGCUGAAACUGCCCUUUACCUUCCUGAGCGGUCACAUCCAUGAGUUGCGUAUCCACGUACCCUGGACCAAACUGGGCUCCGAGGCCGUGGUCAUCACCAUUAACACAAUGGAGUGUAUCCUCAAACUGAAGGACGAAGCACAGCAGUCCAAACAGCCCAUGGCUCAGUUCACCUCUUUCUUCGUGUUGGCUUAG
Molecule: messenger RNA, 354 nt
Organism: Oncorhynchus nerka (sockeye salmon)
Lineage: Eukaryota; Metazoa; Chordata; Actinopteri; Salmoniformes; Salmonidae
Product: intermembrane lipid transfer protein VPS13B-like
Exons: 3
Source: RefSeq, a predicted model, not a curated record